AUGUUGAUUAAAGACAACUUAAAAGAGGAUCUCGAUUGGUGGAAAAUUCACAGUCAAAUUGGUAUCAACCCAAUUCGAAAGUCGAAUUUUGUAGCUGAGAUUUUCUCUGAUGCCUCUUUGACGGGCUGGGGUGCAUAUUCUAAUGAUCAAUCGGCUAGUGAUUUUUGGAAUCAAGGGGAAAAAAAGCGACACAUAAAUUAUUUAGAGUUGUUAGCGGCCUUCAUUGCUCUCAAAUCAUUUGCUCAUAAUUUACGAAAUUGCGAGGUUCUACUGAGACUGGAUAACACGACUGCUAUUGCGUAUGUAAAUAAAACCGGCGGUGUUCAGUUCCCGAUACUGAGUGAAUUGGCCCGAAAAAUAUGGCUGUGGUGUGAGGAACGAGGUAUUUGGAUAUACGCGACGUAUAUCGCUUCGAAGGAUAAUAUCCAUGCAGACACAGCAUCUAGGAUCACAAACAUGGACACAGAGUGGGAACUCUUUGAUAAAGCAUUCCAAAAAAUCCAUAAUAAAUUUGGUCCAUUUAGCAUCGAUUUAUUUGCCACUUUCGAGAACAGGAAAGUUGACAAAUUUUGCGCAAGAUAUCCAAACCCAGAGGUCCAAAACGCACCCUCUAGCGAGAACACUUUCAUUGGUGGCCGGGAGAUUAUCAGGAAAGCAUUUCUAAAUAAAGGACUCACUGAGGCAGCAGCUGAGUUGAUGGUGAACUCAGUAUCUUCAUCAACCUUGAAACAGUAUGAAUGUUCCCUGAAACAGUGGUAUUCUUUCACAAAGGAAAAGGGCCACGAUAUGUUCAACACGAACACCUCGAUAAUAAUUGAGUUUCUCACUAAACGGUUCCAAGAGGGUGCGAAGUAUGGAACUCUAAACUCCGAUAAGUCAGCAAUAGCACUUAUCACAGCACAGCAGUUUUCAAGUGACAAGUUGAUCUCGCGUUUCAUGCGCGGUGUUUUCAAAAAACGCCCUACAAAACCAAAAUACGAGACAACAUGGAAUGUUGAUAAGGUUCUGGAUUUCAUACAAGAGCUUCCAAACAAUGAUUCAUUGCAAUUGAAGGAAUUAGCAGGAAAAACAGCUACCCUGCUUGUCCUCACCACUGCACAUCGCUUACAAACAAUGGCUGUAAUUGAUAUUGAUAAUAUUAUCUUCACAGAGUCACAAAUUGAAAUUAGAAUCCCAUCUUUAAUUAAAACUUCAAAACCUGGAAAUUUUCAGCCCAACAUGGUGUUACCUUUUUUGAAAGAUAAUGAGCGUUUAUGUGUAGCCAAGUCCUUGUUAAAAUAUCUAGAGAUAACGAAACCAAUUAGGGGAGAUCGCAAAAAUCUGUUUAUUUCCAAUGUUAAACCACAUAAACCGAUAACAGCUCAAACUCUAUCUCAUUGGAUUAAAGCUUUUUUGAAGAAAGCUGGAGUUGACACAGAUAUUUUUUCAGCUUAUAGUACCAAACAUGCUGCCGUUUCCAAGACCUUUAGCAAAGGUGUCGAUAUCGAUACUAUCAGACGCACAGCGGGAUGGUCUAAGAAGUCAAAUACUUUCAAUAAAUUCUAUAAUAGGCCAAUUAAUACUGAUAAGGACACCUUUGCAUUCUCCAUUCUUAAGUGA
Messenger RNA from Camponotus floridanus (Florida carpenter ant), 1599 nucleotides. RefSeq lists its product as uncharacterized. The transcript is spliced from 2 exons. NCBI's taxonomy places the organism in Eukaryota, Metazoa, Arthropoda, Insecta, Hymenoptera, Formicidae. The record is from RefSeq and is a predicted model, not a curated record. The coding region runs from base 1 to 1599 and encodes 532 amino acids. Gene Ontology annotation, biological process: DNA recombination; DNA integration. Gene Ontology annotation, molecular function: DNA binding.